AUGUCGACGCCGUCGCAACCGCAGACAUCCGCGGCCUCGUAUGACAUGUACGAAAGCAGCCCUUCCGGUCCCCCUACUCCUCCCAACACUCCACGCUCCCAGGACGACACGCAGCAGCAGCAGCUUCACGGUCAUCACCACCAGAUGACCCAAUUUUUCCCCCUGACCCAGGCGUAUGGUACUCAAUCUAUGCAGCCCCAGAUCACGAUGGCUCUUUCCCGUCCUCAGCCCAUCGCGCUUGCCUCGGCGUCUGGUGCUCAUGGCAGAUUCUCUUGCCCUCACCGGACCAAGACCUACUUUCACGUGAAGGACCAUCUGCCGCUCCGUGAGUGA
Molecule: messenger RNA, 333 nt
Organism: Colletotrichum abscissum
Lineage: Eukaryota; Fungi; Ascomycota; Sordariomycetes; Glomerellales; Glomerellaceae
Exons: 1
Coding region: 1-333 (110 amino acids)
Source: RefSeq, a predicted model, not a curated record